AUGGUGAUAAAGAGAAUAUUCCGACAUUCACACAACCCUCCGCAAUACGACACAUCAGAUGAUGAAUGUGAUGAUGGUGAUACUAAUUGGUACGAAGUGAGUUUUAACAAUCUUCUAGAAGGUAAAAGCAGUUUUUGUGUAGAAGGACGAAGAAUAAUAGACAUUGACUAUUUUUAUAGAGGACUUCAAGAAAUAUGCAAUCAUAAUAAGGCUUUAGGAUGUACAUUGAGCAACGUUCACAUUUUAUCAGAAAAAAGAAAAGGUCUUCUUUCCAAAUAUAAAUUAGGCUGCAAUUUCUGUAACCAGACAUUUUGUCUUGAUUCUGAGCCUAAAUCAAACCUAGACUUAAACAAAUCUGCAACAUCUGGUAUUAUAUCUUCUGGAAUUGGUUAUUCUCAAUUUAGCGAAUUAUGUGCAUCAAUGGAUUGUCCGUCUUUCUCUCCAAGGCAUUACGCUAAACUUCAAAAUGAGACGUAUGAUGACUGGCAAAAAACAGCUAUAAUUGCGAUGGAGACAGCUGCAGUACGGGAACGAAAUGCAGCUAUAGCGGAAGGGCGCGUAAAAAACGGCAUUGCUUGCAUAGAUGUCAUUGCAGAUGGUGUCUGGAGUAAACGUUCCUUCAACACAAAUUUUUCAGCCCUGUCUGGAGCUGCCGCUAUUAUUGGAAAAAGGUUCGGCGAGGUUUUAUUUAUCGGGGUGAAGAAUAAAUAUUGCUGUAUAUGUGCGCGUGCUGAAAGUAAAGGUAUCCGUCCAGGCGACCAUGUGUGCUAUAAAAAUUAUAGCGGUUCUUCUACAGGUAUGGAGUCUAAAAUAUUGUUAGAAGGAUUUAAACAGUCCAUUUCCAUGCAUAACCUUACAUACGAACGUAUGGUGGCAGACGGUGACUCAUGCACAUAUAAAAAAAAUUUGGAAUGUCGUCCAUAUCCCAAUUGCACCGUAGAAAAGAUAAUCAAUGAGCAUCAGCAUUUGACGCAGACUCUCGAAUACAAACCAGGAUGGUCGUUCUAUUUAGUGCUGGCCGGUGUGGCAACUACUCUCGGCUCCUCGCUGCCUGUUGGUUACAACAUUGGGGUAGUGAAUACACCUGCAGAGGUUAUCAAGACAUUUUGUAAUGAGAGUUUUAUAAGCCGCUACAAUUUACCUCUAGACGAUACAUGGCUCAGUGUCCUCUGGUCUUCCAUAGUGUCCAUAUUUAUAAUUGGCGGAUGUACUGGAUCCGUGCUCGGUUCCGUCCUAGCGAACAAACUUGGCAGGAAGAAUGCAACGAUAGUGACAAGUGCCUUAUCUAUUGCUGGUGCGCUGCUAUUCCUGCUGUGCCGUGCAGCUAACGCUGUUGAAAUGCUCAUUGUUGGAAGGUUACUGGUCGGUUUGUCUGCAGGCCUAACAACAAGUAUCGUGCCCAUGUACCUCACGGAGUUGUCCCCGUUGAGACUUACUGGAGCGAUGGGAGUCGCCUGCCCAAUGGGCGUCAAUGUGGGCGUAUUAGUAGGCCAGGUUAUGGGCUUGAACUUCUUUUUGGGCGGCGUCGACGACUGGCCUUAUCUUCUUUCCGUCUACGCGUUGCUAGUCAUUAUAUGUCUACCUGUAUUAUGUAUUUUACCAGAAAGUCCAAAGUACCUGUUUAUUGUUAAGAGAAAUGAAGAUACUGCGGUAAAAGAACUGAGUCGACUUCGCGGCGUGUCGGAGAGCGUGCUGGUCGAAGAGCUGGAGGCGCUGCGCGAGGAGCGCGACGCGCGUGGUAGUGCGGGGGGCGAGGCGAGGGGCGCGUGGAGCAUGCGCCGCCUGCUGGCGUCGCAUCGCUUGCGCCUACCGCUGCUGCUGCUGUGCGCCGCGCAGGCAGGCCAACAGACCAGCGGCAUCAACGCGGUGUUCUACUACUCGCAGAUGAUCUUCAAGCAAGCGGGGCUGACGGAGGCGGGCGCGCAGUACGCGACCAUCGCGUGCGGGCUAAUCAAUGUGUGCACGGCGGCGCUCAUGCUGCGCAUGCUGCCGCGCGCCGGCCGCCGCCCGCUGCUGCUGGCCUCCUCGCUCGGCGCAGCGCUGGCACUCGCCGCGCUCGCCGCUGCCAUGACCGCCAUAAAUACAGUUUCGUGGAUGCCUUAUGUGUGUAUGAUUGCAGUGUUAUUGUACGUUCUAGUCUACGGGUUUGGUCUCGGGCCCAUACCGUAUUUUAUAGGUUCAGAGAUGUUUGAAGUGGGUCCCCGGCCGGCCGGCAUGGCGUGGGGCUCGCUGGCCAACUGGGGCGGCAACUUCCUGGUGGGCAUGUGCUUCCCCACCAUGCGCCGCGCCAUCGGCUCCUACUCUUUCUUCAUCUUCUCUGCCAUCACUGCCGCACUCUUCUUUUUCAUGAGAGCGUAUCUCCCGGAGACGCGAGGCAGUACACCAGCGCAGGUGACGCAAAAGUGCGCGAACGGUCUGAGGUCGAGGCCGCUCAGUCGGCAACACACGCCCGUCUGA
This is a messenger RNA of Parnassius apollo (apollo), 2457 nucleotides long. The record is from the annotation of a GenBank genome assembly. NCBI's taxonomy places the organism in Eukaryota, Metazoa, Arthropoda, Insecta, Lepidoptera, Papilionidae.